Messenger RNA from Castor canadensis (American beaver), 1596 nucleotides. RefSeq names its product interleukin 20 receptor subunit alpha (gene Il20ra). Gene Ontology annotation, biological process: cytokine-mediated signaling pathway. Gene Ontology annotation, cellular component: plasma membrane. The record is from RefSeq and is a predicted model, not a curated record. Gene Ontology annotation, molecular function: cytokine receptor activity; interleukin-20 binding. Lineage: Eukaryota; Metazoa; Chordata; Mammalia; Rodentia; Castoridae.
CUCUCUACUCCUUUUUCAGUUCCCUGUGUCUCUGGUGGUCUGCCUAAACCUAUGAAUAUCACCUUCGUAUCCAUAAAUAUGAAGAAUGUCCUACAGUGGGCUCCCCCCGAGGGUCUACAAGGAGUUGAAGUUACAUACACGGUGCAGUAUUUCAUAUACGGGCAAAAGAAAUGGCUGAGUAAAUCCAAAUGCAAAAAUAUCAAUAGGACCUACUGUGACCUUUCUGCUGAAACCUCUGACUAUGAGCACCAAUAUUACGCUAAAGUUAAGGCCAUGUGGGGAACAAAUUGCUCCAAGUGGGUUGAAACUGGACGGUUCUAUCCUUUUUUGGAAACACAAAUUGGCCCACCAGAGGUUUCCCUGACUACCGGUGAGAAGUCCAUUUCUAUUGUCCUGACAGCUCCAGAGAAGUGGAAGAGAAAUCCAGAAGACAGUUCCGUUUCCAUGCAACAAAUAUACUCCAAUCUGAAGUACAAUGUGUCCAUGUAUAACACUAAAUCAAAAAGAAUGUGGUCCCAGUGUAUCACCAACCACACGCUGGUGCUCAGCUGGCUGGAGCCCAACACUCUGUACUGCAUCAGCGUGGAAUCCUUCGUCCCAGGGCCCCCUCGCCUCACUCGGCCUUCUCAGAAGCAAUGUGUCAGUACUUUGGAAGAUCAAACAUCAGGAUUAAAAGUUAAAAUCAUCUUCUGGUAUGUUUUGCCCAUAUCUGUUACCAUAUUUCUUUUUUCUGUGAUUGGUUACUCCAUCUACCGAUAUAUCCACGUUGGCAAACAGAAACACCCAGCGACUUUGAUUUUGAUUUAUGGGCAUGAAUUUGACAAAAGAUUCUUCAUGCCUGCUGAAAAACUCGUGGAUAACUUUAUUGCCCUGAAUAUUCUGGAUGAUUCUAAAGUUUCUCAGAAGGAAAGGCUCAACAAAAGCAGGGAUGGACUCAACCUUAAUGAUCCUGAGUCCUGCCAGAGCCCAGAGCCCCAUCCAGAGGUGAAGCACUUGGGGUACACUUCACAUGUCAUGGAAAUUCUCUGUGACACUGGGGACAGCAGCAGAGGUGCUUCCCUGACCCAGCAGGAGUGGCUGGGCAGCUCCAGACCCACCACUGAAUAUGAGUACAACGUAAGAGCUGACUUAGGCCUGCGGCUCACAGAUCACCAGCUUAGUGUGCAGGAAGAGGAAGCCAGGCAAGGAAGUUCAUCUGAGCCACAGGCAGCUCUGGCAAAUGGGGACCAACAAAUGCCACUGUAUUCCUACACCCUUCAACUCAGUGACUUAGGCUACAUGGCCCAGGAGUACACAGGCCCAGAAGAGGGGCUACAAGAAGAGCCAUCGACAACACUGGUUGAUUGGGACCCUCGGACUGGCAGGCUGUGUAUCCCUUUGUUGUCUAGCUUUGACCAGGACCCUGAGGGCUGUGAACCUUACAAGGGUGGCCCUCUCACAGGAGAGGGCCUUUUGUCUAGACUCUAUGAGCAGCAGGUCCCAGACAAACCACCAGAAGAAAAUGAAAACUAUCUCAUGCAAUUUAUGGAGAAAUGGGAGUUAUGUGUACAAAUGGGAAACGAACCGAGACAUUCCUUUGCCGGACCCCUCCUGUGA